GGCGGCAGUGUCCGCCCCAGUGCGCCUGCGCGGGUGCGGAGGGCUGGCAGGGCCGGCUGCGGAGCGGCGGCAGUGUCCGCCCCAGUGCGCCUGCGCGGGCGCGGAGUGCUGGCAGGGCCGGCUGCGGAGCGGCGCCAAGCACGUGAGCGGAGCAACGUCAUCAUAAACACUCGUAGCAACAUGGCGGCGCCGCCGAGUGGCAAGGUUAUAUAUGAGCAAGAAGGUGUCUUCAUUCAUUCAUCCUGUGGAAAAAAUGAUGACCAGGACAACUUAAUAGCAGGAACACUACGUGUCAUAGAAAAGGAAAAUGAAGUAAUAGUAGACUGGAGACCACUGGAUGAUACUUUGGAUACUUCUAAUAUCCUCUGCGCUGGAAAGGAUUCCAGUUCUGUUGUGGAGUGGACUCAAACUCCUAAAGACAAAUGUUCCCGAGGAGCAGACCGUCCAAGUAGUUAUGAAGCAGAAUGGGACAUGGUCACCACAGUCUCUUUUAAAAAGAAACCUCAUUCAAAUGGAGAUACUGCAACUCAUGCAAAUGGAGAAAGCAAGUGGUCAUUCCUGUUCAGUUUGACAGAUCUGCAGUCAAUCAAACAAAACAAAGAAGGCAUGGGAUGGUCUUACCUGGUGUUUUGUCUGAAAGAUGAUGUGAAGCUUCCAGCUCUUCACUUUCAUCAUGGAGACAGCAAACUAUUGAUUAAAUGCCUUGAAAAGCAUGUUGCACUGAAUGAAUCUUCACAGGAUAAACGGAUCCUUCUUGUGAACUCUCAGAACAAGUCUCUGUCUCAGUCUUUUGAAAAUCUCUUUGAUGAACCAUCCUAUGGCUUGUUACAAAAAUUGAAGAAGGAUCCAUACACAGUAACAAUGGGAAGAUUCUCUAAAGUCACCAACUACAUCUUUGACAGCUUCCGUUCGAGCGACCCUUCACAUCAGCGGCGCCCGCCCUCGGAGAUGGCAGACUUCCUCAACGAUGCCAUCCCAGGGCUGAAGAUCAAUCAGCAGGAAGAGCCUGGAUUUGAAGUCAUCACACGGAUCGAUCUGGGGAGACAGCCUGAAGUUAGCAGAAGAGAGCCUGUGUCAGCUGAAGAAUGGGCUAAGAAUAUGGAUUCUGAAGGAAGAAUUCUAGACGUGGACUAUAUAAAGCGCUCAAUAUUCAAAGGGGGUCUCUGCCAUACUUUGAGAAAAGAGGCAUGGAAGUUUCUUUUGGGAUAUUUUCCUUGGAACAGCACUAAAGAAGAGAGAGCAAACCUGCAGAAAAGGAAAACGGAUGAAUAUUUCAGGAUGAAGCUGCAGUGGAAGUCUGUCAGUGAGGAACAGGAGAAGCGAAAUUCAAGACUAAGAGAUUAUCGGAGCCUUAUAGAAAAAGACGUCAACAGGACAGAUCGGACAAACAAAUUCUAUGAGGGUGAAGAUAAUCCAGGACUGAUUUUACUUCAUGAUAUUUUGAUGACCUAUUGCAUGUAUGACUUUGACUUGGGUUAUGUCCAGGGGAUGAGCGAUUUGCUGUCGCCGGUCCUGUACGUCAUGGAGAACGAAGUCGAUGCCUUCUGGUGCUUUGUAUCAUACAUGGAUCAAAUGCACCAGAAUUUUGAAGAACAGAUGCAAGGCAUGAAGACACAACUAAUUCAGCUGAGCACUCUGCUUCGUUUACUAGACAGUGGAUUCUGCAGUUACUUAGAAUCUCAAGACUCAGGCUACCUUUAUUUUUGCUUCCGAUGGCUUCUUAUCAGAUUUAAAAGGGAGUUCAGCUUCCAGGACAUCCUUCGACUCUGGGAGGUCAUGUGGACGGAAUUGCCUUGCCAGAAUUUUCAUCUUCUCCUUUGUUGUGCCAUCCUAGAAUCUGAAAAGCAGCAAAUAAUGGACAAGCACUAUGGCUUUAAUGAAAUAUUAAAGCAUAUUAAUGAGCUGUCAAUGAAAAUCGAUGUGGAAUAUAUACUCUGCAAGGCAGAAGCAAUUUCCAUGCAGAUGAUGAAUUGCAAGGAAUUGCCUCAAGCAGUCAGUGAGAUCCUGGGGAUAGAAAGCAGUUCUGUAACACCGGAUUCAGACCCUGGAGAGGAUGAAAGCGGAGCUGUGUUGAGUUGUCCUUCAUCCUUAUACCAGAGUAUCUCCACCCCUGCAAUUGCUGCCAAUGGAACAAGAGACACCACUCAGCAGCUGUCUGAGGCACACAGCUUGACUCCUGCAUAACUACAGUUGGGCAGAGUGAAGAAGGACUUUUCCUGAGCACGUUUUUUUUCCCAAGCACUUGAGAGAUGGAUAUUUAAAUUUGGUGUUGAUUAAGCUUUAAGGUUGGAAAGAAAAUCUGUACUGUAAUGCUCUUGCAUUAAAGCUUUACAACAUGACUCAACUUUAACUAUUUUUGUAGUUUCUUCUACCAAAACAGCCUUUUUGGUUUCAAUAACAUUCCUUAAUAUUUUUGUAGCCAAGUGCAUUUCCCUUUUGUUGCAGAAGAACUGGAACUGGAUGGUGAUUGAGGAUGGAUUUGGAAGCCAUGGCUCCUCGCUGAGCUUUUGCACCUCGCGACCUGAGGCGGUGUGAGCUCUGCGAGCACACUCGCACACCAGGGCUGCUGGAGCUGCUGCAGGCAGCUCUCAAGCCCAGGAGAAGCUGGUGUGUUAGAGGAGGAUUGUUUUGUAGAUGAAUGGGGGUUCUCCCCCCCUCAAAAUGUUUACAAAAAUACUUCUGAGUAUUUCUUGCUGGCUGAAUGUAGAUUUGAAAUGGACAUUUCUGCUCGAGACAGUUCAGUGUCCACGUACUGAACUCUCUGUAAGUGGGAGUGGACAAGCAGUCUAUUUUUUACAUGAACAUAUCUUCACUUUCUAUCUGCAUAGAUAUUUACACACCCCCAUGCUAGAGACACAAAUGUGUGUGAAUACUGAAAAGGAAAGUUGUAUUUUCACCAGCUGAGUGAACUUGGCUCUUUGUUCAGAUCAGUUUGACCAAACUCAUUCACAGCUCCAACCUGGGCUCUUCUGUCCAGAACUUUUCUAACUGAAAGUAACUUUCACAUCAGGCCUACACCUGAGGUCAUUUUGCAACUGAUUUCUUGCAGACUUUACUAAUGUUUUAUCUUUGCUAAUGUAUUGACUGAUCAGUUAACUACUUUAACACUGUUUUUAUGCCAAGAUGAUUUGGAGAAUGAUUAAGCAGGUUAUAAAACCCCAACCAAACCACAACCCAAACCAGUAAUCACAGUUAACAUGAAAUGCCUUUUUGUUUUGUAUAUGCAGAAGGCAGUGUGAGUUUAUUCCAUGCCAUGCUGAUGUCCUUGGACACGAUGUGAAGUUUAACAUAACUGAAUCAGUGUAUCCAUAAUUUGGUAACUAUUGUACAUAGAGAAAAUAAAAAUGGAAGCUGAUGUAGUGUUUUUAAUUAAAUCAUAUUUAGAGAAAAAAAA
Messenger RNA from Pogoniulus pusillus (Red-fronted tinkerbird), 3394 nucleotides. RefSeq names its product TBC1 domain family member 15 (gene TBC1D15). The transcript is spliced from 17 exons. The record is from RefSeq and is a predicted model, not a curated record. NCBI's taxonomy places the organism in Eukaryota, Metazoa, Chordata, Aves, Piciformes, Lybiidae. Gene Ontology annotation, biological process: activation of GTPase activity. The coding region runs from base 181 to 2184 and encodes 667 amino acids. Gene Ontology annotation, molecular function: GTPase activator activity.